GCCCCACGCAUGCUCCGCCACCUCCACCGCGCCGGAGCGGAGCGGAGCGGGACGGGACCGCGCCAGAGCCGCCGCCGCCGCCGCCGCAGCCGCAGGGUCUCACAGCCCCGUGGCCCCAGCAGCCAGAGCAGCCCCUGAAUCCCACACGUGGCUCAGUCGCACCAGGGAACGGCUGUUUUUGUGGACUAGCAUGGGAGAAGCCUUCCCCAGGCAUGGGCAGCACUAGGGAGCCCGAGGCCCUGCAGCUGCUGAACCGAGAGGCUGAGGACGCCUGUGAGCCUGGUACCAGCUCCUUGGGCUGCCCACCAGUGGGUGAGCACUUGCCCAGCUCUGGCUGCAACGUGGAUGGCCGUGCCAUGAGGACCUGCUGCGUGGCCGAGCCCCAGGUCCUGGGUACUGUGGAGAAGGUGCCGGUGCCAACAGGACUGGGGAGCUGCGGGGCAGCCGGUGGCACUGCCCCUGCCUGCAGUCCUAUGGAGCCAGGGGGCACCCAGAAGGAGAAGGCCACCCCUGCGCCCUCCCUGCCUGAGCCCUGCCUCAAGGCACCCAGCAAGGACACGGGCAGCGUGCCGGCUCCAGCCAAGCAUGUGGCAUUCCUGGAGCCAUCGGUGGGAGCUGAGCUGCCCUCCCCGAUGCCAAGCCAGGAGCAGCCCCAGGGUGGCACAGGGGACACUGAAACCCCCGAGCAGCUCCAGAGAGUUGGGGAGCAGGGCAGAGCUGAUAGGAGUACUGAGAGCACCCAGCAGCCCCGGACUGCCAAGCUGCUCUGCGGGUCCUACUCAUUCGAGGUGACACCCCCGCAGGACGCCGGCGUGCAGGACACAGGGACACAAGUGGACAGCCGUGCAUCCCUGGUGUCGGUGGCACUGAGCCCUAUGAGCCCCCCGGGUGGAGCUGCUGCCUUCACCUUCCCCAAGAGAGAGCUGGGCUCUGCCCCGUGCCUGCAGCCCUCCAAGAAGGACGCGGAGAUGCAGGUAUCCAUGCCUGUGGAGACGCGCUCAGUGGCCACCGGGCCCAUGACACCAGUGGCCAAGUCCCCACAGGCCUCGUACCCCGAGGUGCACGUGAAAGGGGUGGCGGAGGAGGCUCCAGAGCCCAUCCGGGAGGUGAGCUGGGACGAGAAGGGGAUGACGUGGGAGGUGUAUGGGGCCUCCAUGGAGGUGGAGGUGCUGGGCAUGGCCAUCCAGAAGCACCUGGAGAAGCAGAUCGAGGAGCAUGGGCGGCAGGUGGUGGCCACCCCACAGAGCACCCGCGCCAGCUCCGUCAAAGGGGCUCCCCACAAGGGUGAGCCCAAGAGGCAGCCCAGCGUCUUUCGGGCUCUGCUGCAAAACGUCCGGCGGCCACGGUGCUGCUCUCGUGCCGGCCCUGCCAUGGAGUGAGCUACUGCCCAGCCGUGGGACGGAGGGGACAUGGGGAAGUGUCCCUGCCCUGCGUCCCGAGACGCCCGCUGCCGGCGUGCAGCGCUCCAGGCAGGUGGUGAUGGAGUGCUGCAGGUGGGGAUGGGGCAUCUCAUCUGCUGGGGUCCCCCCCAGCCCUGGGACACGAGUUGGAUGCCAUCUCCCUGUGUGUGGGGUGGGGGCCUGACCGUGGCUUAGAGUUGGGCUUGUGGCAGCAGCAGUGACAACAGCCCCUGGCUGCCCACCACACUCCUGUUCUUGCUACAUCGGCAUCAUGUCCCACUGCUGUGCCCAGCAGAAGGGUUGUGGGGCUGGAGCACGUCUGCUCGGGGCCAUCAGCUGCUUGUCCCCAUCACUGCAGCUGGAGGCAUUUGGGGAGGUUGUCCCCAUGGUCCCCAGCCCUCCCUGGCUGCAUUCGAAGCACGGAAAUGUCCUUGUCCUGGUGGUGGGGAAGGAGCCGCACCACCUCCCAGCCACGCUGCUGUGAGCAGCAUCCAGAGCCCCCAGGCUGUCCCUUUGUGGGUCCCCCAGCCUUGCUCACUGCUCCCCCUGGGGCUGCGCCAGCUGCAAAGUGCUGCCACUUUUUACCGCUGGGAUUUUGCA
This is a messenger RNA of Lagopus muta (rock ptarmigan), 2000 nucleotides long. It is a transcript of the gene GPRIN1, whose product is annotated as G protein regulated inducer of neurite outgrowth 1. Bases 213 to 1379 code for a protein of 388 amino acids. The record is from RefSeq and is a predicted model, not a curated record. The transcript has 3 exons. Gene Ontology annotation, cellular component: plasma membrane. Lineage: Eukaryota; Metazoa; Chordata; Aves; Galliformes; Phasianidae. Gene Ontology annotation, biological process: neuron projection development.